This is a messenger RNA of Ilex paraguariensis (yerba mate), 210 nucleotides long. The record is from the annotation of a GenBank genome assembly. Lineage: Eukaryota; Viridiplantae; Streptophyta; Magnoliopsida; Aquifoliales; Aquifoliaceae.
AUGGGGGAACUUAGUGACAUGACAGCCAUUAAGGCGGAGGAUAUCUUGGCCACCCUUCAGAGCUUAGAAUUGAUCCAAUACCGAAAGGGGCAGCAUGUCAUUUGUGCAGAUCCCAAGGUAUUGGAUCGUCAUCUGAAAGCUGCUGGCCGAGGUGGUCUUGAAGUUGAUGUUAGCAAAUUGAUAUGGACCCCUUAUAAAGAGCAAAAUUGA